AUGGCUUCAAUUUCUCUUCCCCCGCAGCCUCGAGCGGGCUUUGCACAGCAUUUCGAUUCUUCUCCUCAACCAGACACCAUCGCCACCCGUCGCUUGACCAUGCCUCCGUUGCCGAAUCCGCCUUUCGUCUUUCCUGCUCGAGAUCCGGACGCUACCGACCAGGAGACCGACCGUCGAACGCCGCCCGCUCUUCCGGCCUUUUCCUUCAACCCCGGCGUGGGUAAGUCACUACAACCGUCGCCUUCACCCGCGCCCCAUCCGAAUCCUCGUGGUGGGGGUCACCGACGACGACCGAGUGAAUUCGUGGGAGGCGAUCAAUUGGUGACACCAGAUACAGGGGUUGCUGCCGAGAAGCGGGAUGAACCUCCGUCUCCGACACCACAGCCCGCUGUCCCGUCAGGCCCUCCACCUGGCAGAGGCCCUGGGCGACGGCAUCAUGCCCAUCGUCGCUCGGCCGCGGUCUCUGGCGUCGACCUGAACGCCAUCCAAAAGGCCUUGGGGUCCAACCCGGUGCUCCGACUACCCCUGGCGACCGCACCUUUGACUCUAGCCAUGAAGAUAUUCAACGCCCGCUCUCUUAUUCGGCGACGAGCAUUGGCCGCCCAACGCCUCCAGCAUCUCCCCAAUUCCCCCCCUGUCUCGUCUAUUCCUCCUGUUCCUCCUAUUCCUAGCACCAUUCACAUUCAGCCUGCUCCGAAGACCGAAGAUCCUGAAAUUGGCCGACCUGGUUCAGCAGCAUCCCAGGAAGCUUCUCGAAUUCCAGCAGAUGUUCCUCUUCAACCUUCGGAUAAUCCUGGGCCUAUAGAGCAGGCCCCGGUCCGGAAGCGCACGACCAAGCCGAGGCCGAAAACCGCCGACGCUUCGCUAGCUUUCGAUUUGAUGCAGAGCCAGAAUACCUCGGAUGUUGCUGCAAUUAAACGUUCGAAAUCCACUGGACACACUCGUGCUCGCAAGAGUGUAUCUGCUCGGCAUAUUAAUACUCACGUAAAUACUGAAACCGAUGCGCACUCGACUGACACAUCUCGCCCCUCAUUCUCCGAUGAUGGAUCCGAAUCUCCUAGCGACACAGAAGACGAAGGAGACGAUCCCAAUGCGACGAAAAAAUUGCGAUCUAAAAAGAAGAAGCAGAAGCGUGUUCGUCACUGGGCUGGCUCCCUUCUAGGCCGGAGCAAGGGCAAACGCCAUGCCAAGCCAGAGGCCGAGAAGUCGGAGAGUCCCGAACGGAAGGAAAAGAAAGCGCCGCGCCCUCCUGCACUCACUCGAACCAAUUCAGAAGUCGGGUCCUUCAUGGAAGUUGAUUUCGAUAACGACGACGUUGUCGUUCUUCGAACCCCCACCAGCACCGAAGCCCCAGUUUCGGCCGAGGAACGUGAUAAAGAUAUACCACCUGUCCCCACCGUUUCCCUCGAAUCAGCGUGGAAACCCCGAAGCUUCUACGAACAGACUGCGCAAGAUGAAGUCUUGAGUAGCCCAAUUAUCGACCUUGAUGCUGCACUUGGACCGUUUAACACCCCCGAUAUGCGACCAGCAAAAGGAAACUUGAGCAAGUUCACUGUGGCAUCUCAGCGCAUGUAUAGUGGUGGACGACGCGGUGAAUUUGUUGGUCCGGAAAUGCGAUACCAUCGCCGCACCGAGAGUGCACCUAUUAUGACUCCAUUCGAUCGCAGUUCUUUAGGUCCCAUCCGCCUAGGCGGCGCUACUGGCGUCGAAACCCCAGAUGUUUUUUACGAGGAAGAAGAGGAUGAAUUUUUGGCUGCCAAUCAGUCACCCAGGAGCGAACUUGUUUCGAGUCAGAUCGCAGCUGCGUUUUCAUCUACUUCGGAGGAAGAUAUCCAAUCCGUCAAAAGCGAUGAUACCAGCGACACUCUGACUCGGGCGCCAGAAUCUACAACUGAGACAACCCCCGCCCCCGCAAACGUACCUGCACCCAUUGCCGAACCCUUGCCUGAAACCACAGUUGAGCCUACGCCCAAGCCUAGAACCCCUCGGCAUCAGGGCCUUGGAAUCCAGGCGCCGGAUAAGGCGUACAAUUCUCCCCCGGCUUUUGCGCCAACAGACCAGAAAGCCAGACAACCUUCGCACAGUGCCAAUCCUUUCGGGAGGCCGCCUCGCAGCCCUGUGGAAAUCCUCAGGUCAGAGGAUUCCGUGGCCAGAGCACCGGGACCUCCAAGUCCCGAUGUAUCGCCUGGUUUCUUAGCUGUUGAUAAGCGUCCAGCUACUUCUCCCCACGAACUUCAACCUAAUAUUCCCCCGUUGUCUCUUUCUGCCGGAGUUUCGCCCUCGGAUUCGUCGUUUCCAUCACCCGAUGCGCCACGAUUGUUCAACGACCGUUAUUUCUCGAGCCAUUCAUACCACCACCUUCCUUCUGAUUACUAUAAUCAUGCCUCAGUCGAAGAUGUUCCAUCUCUGACGAGUAGUGCAUCGACAAUGACCAACACCAUGAAUCGCUUUUCUGCUUCAUUCUUCCCCCGAGCUCGCCUAUCGACUGACCGAGCCGCAUCCUUCUCCGCCGCGGUCAACCGACGUAGCAGUCAGGCCAACGCAUCGAAGAGGUCUAGCCUUGCUAGUCUGUCCAAGUUGGUUGGCGGCCCGCACUCAGAGCGGAGCAAGUUGUAUCAAGAAGAGAAGCCUCCUGGGGACUCGCCCGACAAAAGCAGGAAGAAGGGCCGCCGUCUAAGCAGACUGAUGCAUUUCUGGAAACUGAAGGACAAAGAGAAGACAAGCACAAUCACCGAGGCGGAGACUCCCUCUGAACAUCCUUGA
Molecule: messenger RNA, 2763 nt
Organism: Penicillium waksmanii
Lineage: Eukaryota; Fungi; Ascomycota; Eurotiomycetes; Eurotiales; Aspergillaceae
Product: putative cell wall proline rich protein
Exons: 2
Coding region: 1-2763 (920 amino acids)
Source: RefSeq, a predicted model, not a curated record